GUGAGGUUGCAAACUCUACGAGGAGAGUUGGAGACUAUGCGGAUGAAAGAGAACGAGAAGGUCAUCGAGUACAUUAAUCGGGUGAUGACCAUAGCAAACCAUAUGAAGAGAAAUGGUGAAACCGUAAGUGAGAGUCGGAUAGUAGAAAAAAUUCUACGAACACUUACGGACAAAUUCGAGAACGUGGUAUGCACAAUCGAAGAAGCUAGAAAUAUUGAGACGCUUACCAUUGACGACCUGUCGGGGUCGUUGGAGGCACAUGAACAAAGAAAGAUGAAGCAACUAGAAUCGCUAGAAGAGGCAUUACAAACUGUGGUGGUAGAGGAGAAGGCAAUGUAUGCCCAUCAACCGAGAGGUCGAGGCCGAGGUCACUUCCGUGGUCGGGGCCAAGGAAGAGGAGACUACAACCGAGAGGAGAAUACCCACCAGAACCGGGAGGACCAACAUCGCCCGACCUGGAGAGGCCGAGGUCACUUCCGUGGUCGGGGCCAAGGAAGAGGAGACUACAACCGAGAGGAGAAUACCCACCAGAACCGGGAGGACCAACAUCGCCCGACCUGGAGAGGCCGAGGCAGAGGAGCUGCCCGAGGCGGUCGGGGAGGCAGACCCGAUGGGGAAUGCUACAAUUGCGGGAAACGGGGACAUUUCGCAAGAGACUGUUGGUCGAAACCAAAACCGGAGGAGAAUCUAAAUGUUGCUGAGCAUGAGGAUGAUGAUGGAGAUGAGGAAGGAGUGCUCUUACUAGCACACAAAGAAGGAAGCUUAACAGACGACGCUACGUGGUACUUGGAUACCGGGGCGAGCAACCACAUGAGUGGUUAUAAACAUUUAUUCACUGAGUUGAAGGAGGCUGAGGGAGGAAAUGUAUCUUUUGGAGAUACAUCAAAAGUAGUUAUCAAAGGCCGAGGAAAGGUUA
Molecule: messenger RNA, 916 nt
Organism: Cuscuta europaea
Lineage: Eukaryota; Viridiplantae; Streptophyta; Magnoliopsida; Solanales; Convolvulaceae
Source: the annotation of a GenBank genome assembly